AUGCGAUCAACUUCCGUCAAGCCCUCGGCAUACCCGCCGCUGCCAUUCCACAUCAUUCGCUUCCUGAUCUUCCUCUCCUCCGUGGUUGUAGGCGCGAUCCUAGCCGUAUUUACCUACCACCUCCACGCCGAUGGCUACAAACUACCCUAUUCAUUCCUAGUGCUCUUCGUCUCAGCCGGCCUCUCAAUCUUCAACAUCCUCCUAACCUCCAUAAUCCACUGCAGCCGCGGCCUCUCCACAAAAGUCUCUCUCGCCCUCAACAUCCUCCUCACAAUCCUCUGGGCCCUCUCCCUCGGCCUCAUGAGCUGGAGCCUCGCCCACACCAUCACAACCUCCUGCACCGCCAAAUACUGGGGUCCCUCAACGGGAAUCACCGUCUGCCGCUCCUACAAAGCCCUCUUCACAUUCAACGUGCUCGGCCUCUUCAGCUACUUCGCCGCCAUCUGGCUGGACGUCAUCGUCCACCGUCGCCAGACCCGUCUCGGGGUCUACAACGCCAUGGAUUCGCAGCCGGGGCUGGACGACUCGGGCGCGUUCGAUGUCAAGAUGGAUGAGCGGCAUAGCGAGUCGAUGCCCGCUAUGCAUGAUUACGAGAAUGUGCCCCCGACGGGCGCCCAUGCGGACGGUCGGCCGGAUUACGGGCACAAUUUGGAGUAUGCGCAUGCGGGCGAUGCGCAGGAUUAUUAUGAUUCGGCGCCUGGGAUGAGCCACCGUGGUGCGCCGAGAGUGCGGUUUAGUGCGUUGGAGCAGGAUGGGCAGCAGAGGCAGGGGAAUACGGGGUAUGAUCCUGCGAUGUAUCGUUAA
Molecule: messenger RNA, 804 nt
Organism: Penicillium paradoxum
Lineage: Eukaryota; Fungi; Ascomycota; Eurotiomycetes; Eurotiales; Aspergillaceae
Exons: 2
Coding region: 1-804 (267 amino acids)
Source: RefSeq, a predicted model, not a curated record